AUGUACCAACUCAGACGCUUUCUACGGCAAACCGGGUCGACCUACACACGCGUCGAUAAUGACCCGGAAUCGUCGCUCUCAGGCCGCUAUUCAUCUCGCCGCCCUCUAUGGAGUCGGCUGGUGAUGCCCGUCAUCUUCGUUGUCGCUCUCUUCGCGGUGCUCGCUGGACUUGCAUCGUUUAUGGGCUCCCCCAUUACCCCUCCCAAAUCGAAACCAGCGAAUACUGGAAUUCCCGCUCCACCGCCCAUUCCACCACCGUCUCCACCUGAGCCUCCAAAAGAAGCAGACAAGGAAUCGGGCCCACCAUUGGCAACGAACCCCGCCGCUGCAGCCUUAUACGCUCUCCGCUCUCGACAAUCUGCGACUCUUGCCCAGGCUUCCUCGCGCUACACCCUCAAGACCGGCCGUAUACCUCCCCCAAACUUCGACAAGUGGUUUUCAAUGGCCCAGAAGAAACAUUGCUUGAUUGACGACUACGACCAAAUACAACGCGAUUUCGAGCCGUGGUAUCAACUGGCUGCGCAAGACCCUGAGCAUUUCAACGGUAUGGUGGACCGGGGUCGGCAGCUGAUGAAGAUAAACUCGAUGGGAAUGACUAUUAUCAAGAUUCAAGAUGGGAAGGUGCAUAUGCCAACAUUUCAAGGGACUUCGUUCGACGGCGACUGGCCACGAACGCUGGGCAGGUUUGCCUCUGUUCUCCCCGACAUGGAAUUCCUUUUGAAUGGUCGAGACGAGCCACGAAUCGUAUUCGACGUCCGAGCGCCCGAUGCUAUCCAAGAGGCGAUGAAGUUAAAGGACCCAAAACCAUUCCACAUCGCACCGAAGCCGACUGCAGAUUGGUUCAAGGAAAGAAGUGGCUGCAAUCCCUCGAGCUCUCCCAAAGGCUUCGGAAUGGAUGGCAGCGCAGACAUUGCUUUUCUGCGUUCUUCAUCGAGCUCCGACUUCACCACAGAUUUAUGGCCAUUGUUAAGCAUGACCAAGCUCAGUCCUUGCUUCUCUGAUAUUCUAUUCCCUGGGCAGUACUUUUACGACGAGUCAUGGUGGUCCGGAAGCUUCAGCCAUCCCAAUGAUGUCAAGUGGGAGGAUAAGAAAGCCAAAAUAUAUUGGCGAGGAAUGUCCAACGGCGGUCAUAUCAUUGGGCAAAACUACCACAGGUUCCCUCGUUUCCGACUGAUCACCAUCGCGCGCAACCAUUCGGACCUCAUCGACGCCAAGAUGACGCAGUUCGCGGAGACACACUGCACAGACAACUGUGAACGCAACAAGAUCAUUGAAGAAUACGACAUCACGGGACCGAAGUCUUCAAAAGAAGAAGUCUACAAGUUCAAAUACCUUCUCGAUGUGGAUGGCAAUACCUUCUCGGGACGCUACCUGAGCUUGCUGCGGUCUGGGUCUCUGGUAUUCAAGUCGACCGUCUACGACGAGUAUUUUAACGACUGGCUGCUGCCCUACGAACACUAUGUUCCCGUGUCGCCCGACCUCUCUGAUCUUGUCGACAAAGUGCAGUGGGCAAUCGACAACGAGGCCGAGGCACGUAGGAUUCAAGAGACGGGUCAAUUGUUUGCGGAGAAGGUCAUGACGGACGACCAAAAUGAUUGCUAUUUUGCCAUGGUUCUUCUUGAGUGGGCAAGACUACAGAACAAGGCCAAAAUUCACUAG
Molecule: messenger RNA, 1659 nt
Organism: Mycena indigotica
Lineage: Eukaryota; Fungi; Basidiomycota; Agaricomycetes; Agaricales; Mycenaceae
Product: CAP10 domain-containing protein
Exons: 5
Coding region: 1-1659 (552 amino acids)
Source: RefSeq, a predicted model, not a curated record